This is a messenger RNA of Mobula hypostoma (lesser devil ray), 3626 nucleotides long. It is a transcript of the gene epc2, whose product is annotated as enhancer of polycomb homolog 2 (Drosophila). The record is from RefSeq and is a predicted model, not a curated record. Gene Ontology annotation, biological process: regulation of transcription by RNA polymerase II. Lineage: Eukaryota; Metazoa; Chordata; Chondrichthyes; Myliobatiformes; Myliobatidae. The coding region runs from base 338 to 2755 and encodes 805 amino acids. Gene Ontology annotation, cellular component: NuA4 histone acetyltransferase complex; piccolo histone acetyltransferase complex. The transcript is spliced from 14 exons.
GCGGCUCCCUGGGAUUGCUGCUUUAAUGUCCGCCAUGUUUGCCGUGGCGCAUGUCGCGGACCGACGGCUAAAUUUCGGUUUCUCGGGCUGCGCUCGGUCGGCAUGAGGGGCAUUUCGAGGAGCGCCCGACCGAUCCAGCGGACGGACUCCUUAACUCGCAUCCAUGAGCGGCUGCGGGCGCCCGGCCGCCGAUUUAAGACUGCUUUUGAAGCGCCAUCUUUGUGCCAGUGAGGACCGCUUUUUGUGUAUGUGUGUGUGAAAAAAAAUCAUCCUCGCCGCGGAUAACAGAAGGGGAGGGAUCCCGUUUUCUCUCCCUCUUCGCUCUCUGCGCACAACGAUGAGUAAACUCUCGUUCCGGGCGCGGGCCCUGGACGCCGCCAAGCCGCUGCCCAUUUACCGGGCGAAGGAUCUGCCGGAUCUUCAGGACUGCGUGUCCAUCAACAGGGCCGUGCCGCAGAUGCCGACCGGGAUGGAAAAAGAAGAGGAGUCGGAACAUCAUUUGCAGAGAGCAAUUUCAGCCCAGCAGGUCUUCAGAGAAAAAAGGGAGAAUAUGGUUAUUCCAGUGCCUGAAGCAGAGAGUAAUGUCUCUUACUAUGAUCGUCUAUACAGGGGUGAAUUCAAGGUUCCUAAGCAACUCAUUCAUAUUCAACCUAUUAAUUUAGAUAGUGAACAACCUGAUUAUGACAUGGAUUCUGAAGAUGAGAUCUUAUUCAAUCGUCUGAAUAGAAAAGUAGAGAUUAAACCAUUACAGUUUGAAGAAAUGUUUGACCGAUUGGAAAAGGCUAGUGGAAAUCAGCUUGUAUCUAUUCAAGAGGCCAAACUGCUUUUGAAGGAAGAUGAUUACCUAAUAAAAGCAGUCCAUGAUUACUGGGCAAGGAAGCGCAAAAACUGUAGGGCACCCUCUCUUAUCCCCUGGGUUAAACAGGAGAAAAGAGAUGGUUCCACUAACAAUGAUCCAUAUGUUGCCUUUCGGAGGAGAACUGAGAAGAUGCAGACCAGGAAGAAUCGUAAAAAUGAUGAAGCUUCAUAUGAGAAAAUGUUGAAGCUGCGUAGAGAGUUCAGUCGGGCAGUUACCAUCCUAGAAAUGAUUAAAAGGCGGGAAAAAACCAAAAGGGAUUUGCUUCAUCUUACUCUGGGUGUGGUUGAAAAGAGGUACCACAUGGGUGACUUUGGUGGAGAAGUUAUGAGUGAGCUGAAGACUUUCAAGCAAGAAAAGGUAGUCUCCAACACUCCAGCAUCUCUUCACAAUGGCAAUCAUUACAAAGCACCAGAAAACAAGAUUGUUAAGCAGCAGGCACCACAUCUGAUGACACUUAAAGAGGAAGUUACUGACGCUGUUCGUGUAAAGAAGAAAUAUGUGAAGAAGAAACAUAAAGCUUCAGAGUGUAUUGUUCUACACCAUCAGCCUAGCACAGAAUCACAACCACCCUUAAAGAGGGAUAUUAAGCAGUAUGACUUUCUCAGUUCUGAUGAAGAGUCUUACACCCAGGUUCCUUCUCCAGUAUCAGAGACUGAGGAAGACAGUGACCCUGAUGGGCUUUUUGCUUUCAAGAGGAAAGCUGGUUGCCAGUACUAUGCUCCUCAUUUGGAUCAGAUGAGUUCCAGUCCAUGUCAGACUGCAGAACCAGCUGGGUUAAGUGAGUCGCGUUAUAGAUACUGCUUGACAACACUCACCGUUCCAAGAAGGUGCAUAGGUUUAGCACGGAGGCGCAUAGGCCGUGGGGGAAGGUUUUUGCUAGAUCGCUUAUCCACAGAUCAUGAUCACAUUUUACGGCAAAUUGACCCAGAAAUGCUGUCAUCUCCGUGCUCCCCAGCUGCUUUUACAUCUGAUGACUCAUGGACCAUUUCUUCCAAUAAGGACUUUACAAAUAGACUGUCACUUAGUGAGAUACUAAGCAAUAUUAAAGCUUGCCGAUUACGGCACUUCCAGCCUCGAUUAACCCAGCUUCAGGACAGUGAUAAUCGCUGUACUUCCAAAACGUUAGGACCGAAUGUGAAUAAAAGGAGAAUUCCAAUGUCUUCUAUUUUAUCAUCAAGUAGCAUGAUCACCAGCAGGAAUAGGAUAUCUGGUGGCAUAACGGAAGAACAGUACCACACCCAUCAACAACAACUUGUUCAGAUGCAAAGGCAGCAGUUAGCACAGAUGCAGCGACAACAUUCCUCAAAUAUCUCACAUGGAAGUUCGCAGGGAUCCAGGAUAUCCGACUGCUCCUCAAAAACGCUAGAUUCAGCUAGUGCACACUUUGCAGCAUCAGCUGUUGUUAGUGCUCCUGGACCAAGUCAGUCGGAAGUUUCCAAGGAUGCUGUUGCAGGUCAAACUGCAAACAUCAAUGGUGUUGUUCAGUCUGCAGGCACCUAUAAAAAUCUUCAACCUUCGAAUGUUACUUCAUCCUCCAGUCCUGGAUUAUCUACUGUACAACUUAUAAGAACUGUCAAUCGCACCUCAGCAAAUCAUGUGUUCCCUGCAUUGCGCACAAGCAGUCCUCAGUCAUUUCCUGUGAACAAUUCCUGCAUAGGAACUGCUGUGCGUCUGAACAGUAUGAAUGUGGUUACUCCUGUCAAUGUGCAUCUCAGUGCAAGGACUUCAGCACCUUCUCCUUCUGCCUUAAAGCUGGCCACAGCAGCUACUAGCCUUGACAGGGUGCCAAAGGUGACCCCCGGUAGUGCCAUCAGUAGCUUGGCUAGGGAGAGCAGUGAACCAGAGAGAUUAUUGAACGGUAUUGCAGACAAGACGGUAGCUAUGGAGGUGACAUAAUGAUGUCCAAAGUGCUUCAUCUAAGAUGUACGGUGAUGGAAGCCUUGUAUUCCAGCCAGAAUUUGGAAUAAGGCAUCUGAUUGAUUACAGUUGUUAAAUGUGGACCUGAAUGGUGUCAUUAUCAUAAAUGUAUAAAAAUUGUCUAUAUAAAUGUAAAUUUUGUAAAGUUCAGGUGAUCACUACCUUGUACAAUAGUUUAUUUGUAUCAUCAUAUGUAUUUCUGUUACUUGAAUACUAGAUAUUCAUCAUGCUUUGCACUUGAAAUUACAACAGAAUGAAAAUGACACAAAUCUAUGGGAUCAUGAGCAUGAAAUUGGGAUCCUUUUGUCACUUGUUUUAACUAUUUAUUUUGCCAUGUUUACAUUUUGUAACUUGUACAAAUCAACUUUGUGCUUUUAAAAAAAAAAAUUUAAAGAUAUUUAGGUAGGCCAUGUAAAUCCUUGUCAUUUUUUGUACAUUGUAAAGUUUUCACUCAAUUUUUUUUCUCUCAAAUUGAAUAGAUUGAUGUUUGGUAAAUAUUAAGUGACAUUUCUUUAUCAGACAUUUAAGUCAAGACAAAAAAAAUAGUAUUUUCUAUUGUUUUGGAGGGCGAGGGUAGUGAAACAGAAUUGAAGAUUAUCAACUUCCAUUUUGCUCCUUUUCCUGUGGCUGCAAGGCAAGUAACAGGUUAGAAAGACUGUCUGACUUUUAUGUUUGGACUAGUGUUUUUAUGAGUUUAUACAAUUACUAUUACAUAGGCCUUUUCAACAGUAUUAGUAUUGGAAUGUUAGUGUCAGCACUACAUCAGACAACUUCCUUGUUACUUGAUCUUGUUAAGUGAAAAAAAUGCAGGGAAAUUAAACAUACAUAUCAGAAUAUUUGUUUUGUCUAG